AUGAACAUCUCCGCUUCGACCUCAGGCGGCAAGCCUCGCCCCGUCCUCAAGACACCACUAUGCGAACUGCUCGGCAUCGAGUAUCCUGUCAUCUUAGCCGGAAUGGCUCGAACCUCAUCUGGUCCAUUGGCAGCCGCAGUGUCUAAUGCAGGAGGUCUGGGAGUCAUUGGUGGUUUGGGAUACACGCCGAAAGCUAUGCGAGAGAUCAUCCACGAGAUCAAGGCCAAUUUGAACGAUAAGAAGCUCCCAUUUGGCGUGGAUCUCGCUCUCCCACAAGUCGGUGGCUCAGCACGAAAGACAAACCACGAUUACACACAUGGACAGCUGGACGAGCUCAUCUCUGUCGUUAUCGAGGAGGGUGCCAGCCUAUUCGUCAGCGCUGUUGGUGUGCCACCCGCUCAUGUCAUCAAGCGACUACACGAGGCAAACAUCUUGGUUAUGAACAUGGUUGGACACCCAAAGCAUGCACACAAGGCCCUGAAGGCCGGCGUCGAUAUAGUAUGCGCACAGGGAGGAGAAGGAGGAGGCCACACAGGAGACAUUGCUACGAGCAUCCUGAUUCCUAGCGUCGUGGAUGUGGCGAGGCAGUACAAGAGCCCAUUGACUGGCAAACCAGCAAUGGUUGUCGCCGCAGGUGGCAUCUACAACGGUCGAUCACUGGCUGCAAGUCUGUCAUACGGAGCAGUCGGUGCAUGGGUCGGCACAAGAUUCGUUGCCAGCGAGGAGGCAGGAUGCAGUCAACAGCACAAGGAGGCAGUCGUCACAGCACAGUUUGAGGAUACUCUCAGAACACUUGUCGUUUCCGGCCGACCCCUGCGAGUGCGAAUGAACGACUACAUCAAGUCCUGGGAAGUCGACAGGCCUGAGGAAGUGAAGAGGCUGUGCGAUCAAGGAAUUGUGCCUCUCGCGCACGAUAUGGAGAAUUUGCCAGACGACCAGCAAGACAAGAUUGAUAUUCCGCAUUUAAUGGGUCAGGUCGCUGGUGCUAUCGAAAAGAUUCAGCCUGCGAAGGAGAUUUUGGAGGAAAUGGUGUCCGAAUGUGUUGAUAUACUGAAGGCACAGCAGGGAUACUUGGGUGAAACGAGGAACAAUUAUGACGCUUUAUCUAUCCUGGCCCCUGCCCUCUUUGACAAUUUUACAGAACGUAAGGAUGGUCUCUCGCGCGAAUGCAACUGGGCGUGCAAGGUGAUGCAAAGCGGCUCACGAGUCUCCACUAUCAAAUGGACUUUGGCUCAUACGACGCUUCAACAAAUAUCUGCCGCCAUGUAUGGCGGUGCCAUCUUCCAAGAACUACCCCAGAAAUCUCUGGCCUCGAACCACUUUCCUCGUGAGCUGAUCACGGGCAUAUACGACAUUCACGUGGUGUCCGUUCUACGCCGCGUGUUUAAGUGA
Messenger RNA from Cercospora beticola, 1392 nucleotides. RefSeq names its product NAD(P)H-dependent flavin oxidoreductase. Lineage: Eukaryota; Fungi; Ascomycota; Dothideomycetes; Mycosphaerellales; Mycosphaerellaceae. Gene Ontology annotation, molecular function: nitronate monooxygenase activity. The record is from RefSeq and is a predicted model, not a curated record.